UAUCAUGUAUGUUAGCCCACUGGACCACGAGACAUAUUUCCCGGUAGGAAUGAGGGAAGUAGCAAUGGUGGACUCCACUAAUCACAUUGUGUUCCUCCGCAUUUUUGAUGAACUUGCUCAGCGCCAUACAGAACAACUAUUGAUUGGUGAAAAGCAUUAUUCAUUCGUCAUGGCAACCUUUAUGGAAGUUGACCAAGCCUCAAGAAGUCUUUUAAGUACAGCAGCAACUACUAUUACGUUCCAUCGAUGCUCAGCAUGCCAUCAGUUUGACAUGCUUCAAGGUGUACGCGAAAGAAUUUGUAAUGAUAUAUUUUCUGGUGAAGCGGUGAAAAAUGUUGUACUUUUAAGGAGGGAUGGUCAGAUGCCGGACAACGAGUACAAUGCAGUUCAACUACCUGCCCAAGCUUCUUCGAUCAAACACAUCUUCAACCAUCUGACAAAAAGUACACCCCGCCCCUCGCCAGAUCAAGUGAAUGAGUAUGACGAAGUUGAUUAGCCAUGUUGGUCCGGAAUAAAUAAUUCUCGCGAAAAUGAUGGGUUUUUAAGUGUUGUCAUUUCUUUGCUUUGUUGCAAAAAAAUAAACAUAACAUGUUAUUCUUUUCACACGUUGCCCGUAUCUGCUAUGUUCACAACUUGCAAACCAUGAUCAACAUGGGACAUAAAUAAAUGGAUGAAAGAAGGUUGUACCUGUAGUGUUGUUGUAA
Molecule: messenger RNA, 704 nt
Organism: Lolium perenne
Lineage: Eukaryota; Viridiplantae; Streptophyta; Magnoliopsida; Poales; Poaceae
Source: RefSeq, a predicted model, not a curated record